AUGUGGGGGCCUCCAGGUGGUGACCUCCAAGUGGGGAACCUCCCAGUGAGGGCCUCCAGGUGGGGGGCCUCCAGCUGGGGACCUCCAAGUGGGGAACCUCCCAGUGAGGGCUUCCAGGUGGGGACCUCCAGGUGGGGACCUCCAGGUGGAGAACCUCCCAGUGAGGGCCUCCAGGUCUGGUACCUCGAUGCACAGGUGGGUGGAGAACUAGGGCUACCCCCGCGCCCCCGCGUCAGCCCAGCAGCACCCCCCCCCCAUCUCCGGCGGCCCCGGGGGCUGAAGGAUGCUCGGAAGCAGGGACGCGGCCCCGACCCCGUCUGCAGCCCUUGGCAGAGCGAGCCCGGGGCGUCCCGGGGCGGUGGGGGCAGGUGGCCGGGCGCGGCCGGCAGGUGGCGGAGCGCGCCGGGAGCCCACGUGCGCAGGGGCUGCAGAAGUUUUCCGCCGCGUCCCCGGAAGGACCGCCUGGCUUCCACCCGGGCGCCUCGGGGGCGGGGGCAGCCCCUCCAGCCCCCCUGGGCCGCGGGCCCGAGCUGCGGGCGGCGGGCGCGGGGGCUCAGCCCGGAACAAAGAGACUCGGGCGCCGGGACCGGCCUCUCCCGUCGGGGCGAUCACGUGUCCUGCCUCCGCCGGAACGCGCGCCCGCCGCCCACGCUACGGGAACCUCGACCGUGCUCGGAAACGUCGCCAAGGUUAAAACGGGAUCACGUAGAACCGCUGCCGGCCGCGGGUCCGCGGGUCCCCGGGUCGGGGGCUGACCCAGCUCGCAGCGCAGGUGGCUCCCAGGUGCUCCCCGCGCGGAGGCAAAGUGGCCGCGGAGGGCAGGUGCGGGCCCUUGGGGGCUCGCCGCCCCGCCCCCCGCCCGCGGCGUCUCUAACCCCUCGGGGAGGGGAACUUCCAGAGGAGCGUGGGAGUCGCAGGUGGCUGCGCUCCGAGGCCCAUCGCGCAUCCCGGGACUUGCGCGAGCGACCCGGUCCGUGCGCCCCGCGCUGCGCCCUCGGGACUCGGCGGGCGGAGCCGCCCCCCCCCCCGCCCCGGGCCGAGGAGCAGCCCGAGGAGGCACCUGUGCAGCCGUCGCCCCUGCGAACUCGCGCUAUUUUUCGCGGCAGCCCGUGCGCCCCCGGCCCCGGCCGCUCCCCGGCAGGGGGGACCCCGCGCGCGCGGAGGCUGCAGACGAGCGCGAGCCGCUCCGGGAGCCCCAGGGCACCUCCUGCCCCCGCUCCCCGCCCCCCCCCCCCCCGGCCGCCGAGGAUCCCCAACGAGUCCCGCAUCCCUCGGGGCUCUCGGGGGACGAGAUGCGGAGGGAGGCUCAGCGCUGGGACCCGGCACCGCGCGGGGUCUCCAGCUCCGCCUUUGCAACACAAAGGAGGUGUGUGGGCAGGAGCUGCCGGGCUCCGGGGGUGGGGGGGACACAGGCACCCCCCACUCCCCGGACUCCGAGGCUCCCCGCUUCCUCGGCCCUCCAACCUGUCACCCUCGUCGCCCCCUCCGGCCCCCUCCAACCCCACCCUUCCCCUCCGGUCCCAAAGGCAGCGGGAUCCUCUUAAUUGCCUUUCCCAAGCCAAGACAUCAACAGGUCCCCGGCAGCCCGGGCCACCGGGGCUCCCAGGCGCCCGCACGGCCGGCGCCCGCGCCCGAGGCACCGCGCGCCCCGCAAGCGCGCAGCUCCCCGACAGCGCCCCGGGGCGCCCCAGCCCCGCACCUCGGGCGCUCAGCGUCCCCGCAGCCCCCGGCCCCCCACCCCACCCCCCGGGCCACGAAACAGGAGCGCGCUACUCACAUCGCCGGCGGGAGCCACUGCCCAUGAGGUUGGCGAGAGCGAGUCGUGCCGCCGCCCGGGCUGGUUCCUGA
Molecule: messenger RNA, 1848 nt
Organism: Nyctereutes procyonoides (raccoon dog)
Lineage: Eukaryota; Metazoa; Chordata; Mammalia; Carnivora; Canidae
Product: basic proline-rich protein-like
Exons: 3
Coding region: 1-1848 (615 amino acids)
Source: RefSeq, a predicted model, not a curated record